GUUGUAUAAAAGCGGCAGUCAGCUGUCGGAACCGGCAGUCAGAUUCAGAAUCGCGUAAUAGAAGCGACCACCCAAAAAGAAGCCCUCAGCUUCCCUCAACAUUUUUUUUUUUUUUGUGAUAUAGUUUAAGUGUUUCAACUAUGGAAGUUAUCGCGGUCCAAACCAAUCCGGAAUACCAAAAUCAAAACAAAUGGUAUUACGAUCCGAGGCCACAUCUAAGCGAACCGCCGCACUUUCUAGCCAAACUACUAGAAGAAGAAAUACGGUCGGCGAAGAAAACCCAUUUAUCAGCCGGCGAAGUUCUUUUGCCCACUGGUCUUCUGCAAAGAGUAGCGGAAGAUGUGCUGGAAAUCGCCGAAACUGAGUGCUGCGGAGUCAGAGGCAUGACUCUACACUUGCUCUACGAGGGCGAAGAAGAUUGCAGAAGAAUGAGCUGCUUGAAACUGGAUCCCUCGACGCCGUCGACUUUUGAGGUUUACUUGACUUUCAAACAAGCAAACGCCGGAUGGGGAUUUUUGCCGCAAUUCAUCAAAAAAAUCACUCGCGGCAGUACCGUUAUCAUAAGUACCGACUACGAGUUAACGAAAAAGAAGCUGUAUCGUUCGAUGGAGGGGCGCGAGUAAGCCUUUGCGACUGUUUUCUAUAUUUUUUUAUAUAAGGAAAGCGCAGCGUGAUUGUAGAUUUUAGUGGGGCUGUUUGUAAAACACCCGAAAAAGUACAAACAAUUUUUUUUUGACAGUAUUCUUCGACUUUUUCCACGAUUGAAAUGUGGAAGAAGAUAAUAAUAAUAAUAAUUCGUCUCGAACGAGCGAGCGCGGACCACUUUUGCAGGUCCAACCAAUGGAAUCCGUGAUUUUAUUUUUUCGUGAUAAUUUUAUAUGUAUUCGUAUGAGUAAGUUGAUAUAAAUAUUGUACCUGUGUACUUAAAUUUUCAUAUUUUUUUUAUGUGAUAAAUUAGUGAUUAGAAAACAAAAAGUGACAUAAAAAAAAAUUAUAUAAAGAAAAACCCAUAUCGCGCGUGUUUGUACAAAUUCUAAUUAUCACGUGUGAUAGGGCAACAAAAAAAUUAAUACAUAUAUAUAUAAAUAUUUGUGAGGCUCUAUAAUCUAUGAUAGCUCUAAGUAAGGUUACGUUUUUAAGAUUUUUUUUAUAUUUGAUUAUAGGAUUAGAAAAGUUUAUUGAUCGAUGGCUCUAUGUGUGAUAUAUUCAAUAAUCAGUACAGAGUGAUAACUGUACCAACCCAUCUCAUGCUUUCGUAGAAUUAUAAGGAAUAAACAUUUUUUUUUUUUUCA
Messenger RNA from Ceutorhynchus assimilis (cabbage seed weevil), 1292 nucleotides. The record is from the annotation of a GenBank genome assembly. Lineage: Eukaryota; Metazoa; Arthropoda; Insecta; Coleoptera; Curculionidae.